AUGGCCAACAAGGAAAUUUCAUCCACCGUACUCCUCGUACAUGCAUUUUUACUCGCGAACAAACUCGAUAAAACUGCAGCAAGGCUCUUGAAGGAGGUCCAAGGUAGUAGCGAGGUGGAGCUCGAUGAGGCUAAACUGGCUAGCAGCAGGGAUGAUCCCAAGGGCAACCUGAUUGUAGAGGCCGUUGCUGCUAAACUCGAUCAGGCGAGGAAGGAAGCUGAGCAAGGCGAAGGCAGUGACAGUGACAGUGACAGUGAUAGCUCCAGCGACAGCUCCAGUGAAGACGAGAAAGUGAAGAAACCUGCUGCUAUCAAGUCUUCACCUGCAAAGACACAGGCACCUGCUGCACCAGCCAAAAAGCCAGUAAGCAGCAGCAGCAGUAGCAGCAGUAGCAGUAGCUCCUCAGACAGCUCGGAUAGCGAGGAUGAGAAGAAACCAGCUGCGAAGAAUGUCUCAGCUGCAACGACCCAGACGCAGACAAAGGCACAGGCGGCACCAGCUAAAAAAGCAGCCAGUGAUUCUGAUUCUGACUCUGAUUCUGACUCUGAUUCAUCCAGCGAGGAUGAAAAAAAGCCAGCUGCUAAAAAGGUCUCACCUGUGAAGGAGCAGGAGCAGAAAAAGGAACAAAAGCAAGCUAAAACAGCCGCAGCUAAGAAAGAUUCAAGUAGUAGUAGUAGUAGCAGCAGCAGCUCAGACUCGGAUUCAGACUCGGAUUCGGACAAGAAAAAGAAUGACAAGGUAGUGGCUGUAACACCCUCUGUACCAUCAUCUGCCACUAAGAAACGCAAAGCUAGCUCAUCUAGCGACUCAUCAAGCUCUUCAAGCUCCUCAGACUCAAGUGAAGAUGAAAAAACUGACAAAAACACCACCGUCAAGAAGCAAAAAGUGGACGAUAACACGGUCGUAGAGAAUAAAGAAUCAUCAACACCAACAUCCAAAGCAGUCACACAAACAACGACAAGCACCAGUAAGCCACAAGGAAAAGGUCAAAACGAUCGCUUCAGAAGGGUUAUUGCGGAAGAUGUUCAAUUCCACGAUAACAGACUUGCAGAUAAUUCAUUCGAGGGUAUUGGUUUGUCAGACAAGGAUUUCGGUCACAAGGCAGCUUCCGAUCUUGCCCCAACCAAGGGAGCAGGUUUUAGGAAGGAGAAGAAUAAGAAGAAGAGAGGUAGUUAUAAGGGAGGUGAGAUAUAUAUGGGCAGCAAUUCCAUCAAGUUUGAUUGA
Molecule: messenger RNA, 1224 nt
Organism: Wallemia ichthyophaga EXF-994
Lineage: Eukaryota; Fungi; Basidiomycota; Wallemiomycetes; Wallemiales; Wallemiaceae
Product: Nucleolar and coiled-body phosphoprotein 1
Exons: 2
Coding region: 1-1224 (407 amino acids)
Cellular component (GO): nucleolus; nucleoplasm
Molecular function (GO): protein binding
Source: RefSeq, a predicted model, not a curated record